GGGGGCGGAAUGCGCUCCCCAGCCCCUCUAGCCCCGUGGAGGUACAACUCGAAGGCGUGAGGAGACCGCGACAGACCGGAAUCGCAGCGCCGCGCGCCGUGUUCCCGAGCCUCACUUCCGGGAGAGGCGGGAAGUGGACGGGAAGGGGCGGGACCUGGACGUUGGCUCGCCCCGGUCGGUGAGCCUGGCGGCGCGGUACGCCUCUGUGGCGUCACGGCGCGGUCACUACCCUCCUAUCUCGGACGCGGACACCCACGCGCUGUCAGACGUCGCGACUUGUGACGUCAGCGAGGAGGCUAGCAUCUUCAACCCAGUAUGGAAUCCCGGAAAGGCCGCGUCGGGGACCUGACUCGAAACUUCCCGUUCCGCCCGCACAGCUGAGCGCAGCCCAGGUCCUGGGCCCGCGUGGUACUGACCCUGGAUCCCUCUCCACCGCGGUGGCGCUCCUGCGCUCCCUGCUGAUCCCCGGGAUGCCAGGAGUCUCCGCCCGGGGCCUGUCCCACGAGGAGAGGCGGCAGCUAGCUGUGCACCUUACUCGCGUUGUGGCGCAGUACCGUUCCAUCCUGGACGCCUACAUCAUCGAAUUUUUCACCGACAAUCUGUGGGGCACACUCCCUUGUUCCUGGCAAGAAGCGCUGGAUGGACUGAGCCCACCACAGCUGGCUGCACUGCUCCUGGGGAUGCCAGGGUCAGGGGAGGAGGUCAGGUACAGGUCGGUGUGGCCACUCACCCUGCUGGCUCUGAAGUCCACAGCCUGUGCCCUUGCCUUUACCCGAACACCUGGCUUCCAGACGCCCUCGGAGUUCCUGGAGAACCCAAGCCAGAGCUCCCGGCUAACAGCUCCAUUCCGGAAGCACGUCAGGCCCAAGAAGCAGCAUGAGAUCCGGAGGCUGGGAGAGCUGGUGAAGAAGCUGAGUGACCUCACGGGCUGUACCCAGGUUGUGGAUGUGGGCUCAGGCCAGGGCCAUCUCUCCCGCUUCAUGUCUCUGGGGCUGGGGCUGAUGGUGAAGAGCAUUGAAGGGGAUCAGAGACUGGUGGAGAGAGCCCAGCGCCUGGACCAGGAGCUCCUGCAGGCUCUGGAGAAGGAGGAGAAGAGGAAUCCCCAGGUGGCCCAGCCCUGCCCCCGCCGCUCCCCGCACCACGUGGUUAGGUGGGUGGACACCACAGCGCUGUGCGAGGAGCUUCUGCUUCCACUGGAGAAGCCGCAUCAGGGCGGGGCCCGCCUGCUGCUCACAGGCCUCCAUGCCUGUGGGGAUCUGAGUGUGGCCCUGCUGAGGCACUUCUGCUACUGCCCCGAGGUGGUGGCCCUGGCCUCCGUGGGCUGCUGCUAUAUGAAGUUGAGUGACCCGGGUGGCUACCCACUUAGUCAGUGGGUGGCUGGGCUGCCUGGCUGUGAGCUGCCCUACCGGCUCCGGGAGGGAGCCUGCCAUGCCCUGGAGGAAUACGCUGAGCGGCUGCAGAAAGCUGGCCCCAGCCUGCGGACCCACUGCUACCGAGCUGCGCUGGAGACAGUCAUCCGACAUGCCCGGCCCGAGCUCCGGCGGCCAGGCGUGCAAGGCAUCCCCAGAGUUCACGAGCUCAAGAUUGAAGAGUAUGUGCAGCGGGGGCUGCAGCGGGUGGGGCUGGACCCCCAGCUGCCGCUGAACCUGGCCACCCUGCAGGCCCACCAGGCCCAGGAGCACCGUGUAGUGGCCUUCUUCAGCCUGGCCCUGCUGCUGGCCCCACUGGUAGAGACGCUGAUUCUGCUGGACCGGCUGCUCUACCUCCAAGAGCAGGGCUUCCAUGCUGAGCUCCUGCCCAUCUUCAGCCCUGAACUCUCACCUAGAAACCUGGUUCUGGUGGCAACCAAGGUGCCCCUGGGUCAGGCCUUCUCUGUUCUGGAGACCGAAGACAGCUGACACAUUCCAAGGAAGGGCGUAUCUCACCAAAUCUGAAACUACCCAGAUGCCACAGUGCGGCAGACUGGGCCUCCACACAGAGAACCAGCAGCCUGCAUCCUGCCUGGAGUCCGGGCUUCCCACAAACCUGUACAUUUUUAAUUUAUUGAAA
This is a messenger RNA of Tupaia belangeri chinensis (Chinese tree shrew), 2049 nucleotides long. It is a transcript of the gene METTL25B, whose product is annotated as methyltransferase like 25B. Lineage: Eukaryota; Metazoa; Chordata; Mammalia; Scandentia; Tupaiidae. The record is from RefSeq and is a predicted model, not a curated record. Gene Ontology annotation, biological process: rRNA modification. The transcript has 8 exons. Bases 471 to 1898 code for a protein of 475 amino acids. Gene Ontology annotation, molecular function: rRNA (adenine-N6,N6-)-dimethyltransferase activity.